AUGGCCAAAGUGACAAACCCAGGACAGGUCCAGCGAAAGGGUACUAUUGAACCAUUUGAAAUUAUGUACAACAAGCGAGAGCCUCCUCACUGGUUGGAGUCUCUGGUUCAGGGACAGGGCAUAAGACCAGCACAGAAGAAUCAUCAGGGCAAGCCCAUUCAGGCCACCUCAUACUUUCAAGCAAAUCAGCUCCACUGCCUCCAGUUGGAGACAGGCCUGACACAGAUAUAUUUGGCUGCAACUGAACAAAGGGAGAAGGUGUGA
This is a messenger RNA of Coccidioides immitis RS, 264 nucleotides long. RefSeq lists its product as uncharacterized. The record is from RefSeq and is a predicted model, not a curated record. Bases 1 to 264 code for a protein of 87 amino acids. The transcript has 2 exons. Lineage: Eukaryota; Fungi; Ascomycota; Eurotiomycetes; Onygenales; Onygenaceae.